This is a messenger RNA of Egretta garzetta (little egret), 1801 nucleotides long. It is a transcript of the gene LSM4, whose product is annotated as LSM4 homolog, U6 small nuclear RNA and mRNA degradation associated. Gene Ontology annotation, biological process: nuclear-transcribed mRNA catabolic process; mRNA splicing, via spliceosome; P-body assembly. The transcript has 3 exons. NCBI's taxonomy places the organism in Eukaryota, Metazoa, Chordata, Aves, Pelecaniformes, Ardeidae. Gene Ontology annotation, cellular component: P-body; U6 snRNP; spliceosomal tri-snRNP complex. The annotation marks the transcript as partial. The record is from RefSeq and is a predicted model, not a curated record. Gene Ontology annotation, molecular function: U6 snRNA binding.
UUACAGCUGGUGGAGCUGAAGAACGGGGAGACGUACAACGGGCACCUGGUGAGCUGUGACAACUGGAUGAACAUCAACCUGCGGGAGGUCAUCUGCACGUCCCGGGAUGGAGACAAGUUCUGGAGAAUGCCAGAGUGCUACAUUCGUGGCAGUACGAUUAAAUACCUGCGUAUCCCCGACGAAAUAAUUGACAUGGUGAAAGAAGAGGUGGUGUCCAAGGGCAGAGGCCGUGGCGGGAUGCAACAGCAGAAGCAACAGAAGGGCCGUGGUGUUGGAGGUGCUGGACGAGGUGUGUUUGGUGGCCGUGGCCGAGGAAUACCAGGCAGCGGAAGAGGCCAGCAGGAAAAGAAGCCAGGCAGACAAUCAGCAAAGCAGUGAGGGGCUGGCUGCACCCUGGCCGGGGACAGUGCUGCGAUGCCAUUUGGUUUUUAUCACCUCAGGAUUGCCACGUGUUCAAAAGCGUUACCCUUCUACUCUUCCGUCGGUUGAUCAGUGCCCAAACCAUGUAGUUUGGAAGCCCCUUGCAAUUUAGUCUGGUAAAGUGGAGUUUAUCGGCUCCUUGUAGUCAGUGAGACAUUGGAAAUAUUUAAAAAAAAAAAAAAAAAAAAUCAUUUGCGGUUAAGGACCUGAGUUCUGCCCUCUCCUGAGAGCAAAAGCACUAUUGAAUUUUGCAGGGUUUAAUUUAACAAUUAACCGCGCACAGUGGUGUAAGAACGAAGGCAAAUGCUUUCUGGAUUGUUUGGAUUUAUAUAUUUUUAUUUUUUUUUUUAAUAAUUGAAACUUGGGGAACUUGUUGCGUUUGUAACAGAUGUGAGCAUUUUGGUUUAAAAACAUGGAACUUGAGUAUAUUGUGUCUUUACGUGAGUGGUCUUAAGGGUUUGGGGUUGUUUUAAAACGGCAAACUUCGAAGCUAUUGCUUGUCCUCUGUCCCUGGCCGCUGAGUUCUGCCUCUCUCCUACGGCUUAACGGAGAACUUGGGAUGAACAUUGCGCUGGCCUUCAAGGGUUGUUUCCAAGAGAGCUUUGUGAUAAAUGAGGGUUUCCUAAUUAGUGUAUUGCUAAUUUGACUUGAGAUUAGACGUUUCCUUUAAAGGAAAGGGUUUUCCUUGUUCUCUUGUGGAAGGCUGGUGUGCCCCUUACCCCCUUAACACCCCCCCCCCAUCUUCGGAUUUGUUGGGGUUUUUCUUUCCCUGAAAAGCAAUCGGGCUGUUAACUUGAUUUAUUUCCCCCCCAUACUUUGAAAACUCCCUUCUGCCCGUGACACGAAGUCCCAAACUCACAAUGUUUCUCAAGUUUAUUUUUUUCCUGCUACCUUCUGAUCAACUCCACUGGAAGUACUUGUCAGUUCCCUUUCCAGUCACCGAUUCUCUCUCCCUGGGGACAUAGACCAGCGUGUUCCCCCCCACCGCGCAGGUUAAGAAAGCUCCUGUGAAUUCCCAGGUCAGGUUGUUCCAGUCUUCCAUCCCACGGGGUGCCGGGAACCAUGAGCAAAAUGCACCCGGAAAAUAUCCUGGCUGAUCCGAAUUGAAUGUCUGCAUGGGGGCACCGGGGGAAGAGUGAGGCUCUGGCCAUGCCUCAGCCCCCUGAAGGGAUGAAAUAGCUUAAUUUUGGGGGGAAAAGCUGAUAUUGUGGCUUGUUCUGAACAGGUUUUUUUUGGUUUGGUUUUUUAAAACUGAUUCCCCUAUCGAAGCCUACUCUGCCGUCACCGCUGUACUGAGAAAAUGAGUAAAGAACAUGCUUUUAUAUAUACUUAUUUUUUUAAUGUUUAUAGAACUUGUGUGCAGGGGUGAGUAGGAAUAAAU